CAUCAAAUUUGUGACUGUAAAAUCAAAAUGUUAUGUUUUUUUUGGUUUCAUCCAUGUGCUUUGUACAGUACUCAGCGAGAUUCCAGUAGACAUAUUAUAUGACUGGUUAACUACCACAAGAAAACUUACUCCUCAAAACACAAUCAUCGAUCUAUGGGAGACCGGAAUACAGAUAACUAUCUACUGAUAAGGCUAACUUCAAUAUCGGACUUAUCAAAUUGGUCUCGGUGGUUGCACUUUUGUAUUAAUUUUUUUAAAUUAAUUUUUGAUAAUAAUAUAUUUCACUACCUACGUUAUAAAAAUGCAUAAGUGUAUUGUGUGCUUCAACACAUCUAAACACACUAAGGUCAAUCGUCCAGAAGUUAUAUAUCAUGGAAUUCCCAAGAAUGCAUACAUGAGAAGAAAAUGGCUUAAAGUUUUUGGAAUUGAUCGUUGUCAUGAUUGGCAACGUAUAUGCAGUGAUCAUUUUUUAAAAGAAAACUAUAGGCCAGGAAAAAAGCGAUUUUUAUUUUCAAAUGCUAUUCCCCAACCUUAUGAUCGAAAUGGUUUUCCUUCUAAUUAUGCUACUCAAAGUAAUGAUGUCGAAACUGGAAAUAAUGUAAUUUUACCAAUGGAACAAAAUAUUAUGAAAGAGGAACAUAUUGGAAAUACUGUUGAAAACCAUUUUAAAUCACCAAGGCAGUCAUCUAGACUUACUAGAAACAAUGAGGAUAUGAGUAAUACAAAUAUGCCGGACCAUACUUUAGUAUCUGGAUUACGAUGUUCUGUUAAAAAUUGCUCUAACAGGCAUUCAAUGAAUCUUAGUCUCUUUGGCUAUCCGAAGGAUUUGUCGUUGAGAAAAUUGUGGAUGGAAAAAUGCGGAUUAAAAAAAAAUCCUGCUGAAAUAGUAAUGAGUAGUACAAGAGUUUGUGGUACUCAUUUUGAACUUGAUUGUUUCAAGAAUACUGAAUUAAAGAACAGAUUAAAACCAGGCUCUGUUCCAUCAUUAUUUUUAGAUAAUGGAUCUUAUAAUUUGCCAGUGCCAAUUAAUGAGGAGCCUAUAUUGAGUACUUCUGAAGAUCAAUUCAUAAGUGCAGUAGACAAUAAAGCUGCUGAACAGUCAUCGGAAGAAAAAAAAAAAAAUUUAGAAGAUGACACAGAUAAUACUUCCAUGACAAUUGAUCUUACAAAUGAUGAUUCAUCUAAUAGUUCGUUGUCCAUCACUUUGGAACCAAUUGAGGAUAGAACCUCACAAUGUAUUAAAAUGAAUGUUUGCAAUACUGAGUAUUUUACAAGCGAUAAACACAGGCUUAUUUUUGAAAUGUCUAAGGAAGUUGUACUUCCUAGUUUAUAUUGGAAGAGUGAACAUCUUAAUAUACAAAAUGCAACAAGGUUUUUUCAACGAGACGCUAAUGAUGUAACUGUGAAGAAAGUUAAUUUUUAUAACAACCUUGUGCCAACAAUACAAAUAUAUGGCAAGAAAUACGAAUAUAAUACACCUAUUAAAACAAAGGAAGAGUUGGAAAAUUUUUUAGAAAAAAUCGAUAGUAUUGAAAAAUGUUAUGGUAGAGGUGGAUUUGUCUUUGAACAAUGUAUAGGGUAUUUUGAAAAUAGUUUAGAUAAUAUGUGUACUGGCUGUCGAGGUUUGGUAAAAGAUGAAGAUUUGCAAAGAAUGAAAGCAAAACUUGAGGCUAAAAACAAAAAAUUGGAAAGUUUUAAAAACAGAAUUGCUGAAAAGAAAGAAACGGUAUUAAAACUAAGAAGAAAAAUGGCAGAAAUUAAAAGAAAUCGUCAACUUCAACUAGCUUUAAAACCAUCUGAAAUUUCAAAUAUUACGAAGCCAUAAAUAUUAUGUUGUAUUUGCCAAUUUCAAUUAUAUUUAUGGAUUAUACAUAAUAGAUUUGAAUUUGUAAAAUCAGUAAAUCUGCAGUAUGGCUUUAUUAAAAAAAAUUAUUGUAUUUUAGGCAUUGUAAAAAAUAAUUAUUAGAUAAUAUACAUUAUAUUAUAUUCUUAUAUUUUUAUGCUGUACAUUUUGCCCAAUCUCUGGGUACACUUU
Molecule: messenger RNA, 2035 nt
Organism: Metopolophium dirhodum (rose-grain aphid)
Lineage: Eukaryota; Metazoa; Arthropoda; Insecta; Hemiptera; Aphididae
Exons: 10
Coding region: 302-1825 (507 amino acids)
Molecular function (GO): sequence-specific DNA binding
Source: RefSeq, a predicted model, not a curated record